Messenger RNA from Paramecium pentaurelia, 1387 nucleotides. The record is from the annotation of a GenBank genome assembly. Lineage: Eukaryota; Ciliophora; Oligohymenophorea; Peniculida; Parameciidae.
AUGGAUCACAUAGAGUAAUUAUGUUAGUUCGAAUAACAGAAACCUCAAUACUAAUAACUAGUAUUGCCAAUUUACUAAUAAUAACUAUUUGUUUCUCACGGACCAAAAUUAGGAAAGAGUAUACCACUUAAAUGCAAAGGUACAGAUUAUGUUGAUUCUCAUCAAUCUGGUGAUCCAAAUUAUCAUUAAAUUUUACAGAAUCAGUAAUCUUUUAAUGGCAAAACAGUUCAUUCUUAAAUGCAGUCCAUCAUAUCUCAAGAAAUUAAAACUGAAGGUUUAAAGGUAUUAGUGACUGAAGAAGAAAAAUAAAAAUAAAUAAUUUAAAGAAGAGAUUCAGGUUUGUCAUGGUAAUCAGAAGUAAAACUAGAGAUUAAACCUGAAGAAUAAUCAAAAGAAUUAAAAGAUUUAUAAGAAUGUUAAAUCUGUUAUAUUGAGAAACCAAAGGAAUCAUUCAUAGCCCCACUAAUUUGUAAACAUGAAUUCUGUAGUGAAUGUCUCUCUUAACAUCUCACAUAAAAUAUUUUGAAAGGCAACGUAUUAAGCAUCACUUGUCCAUAAUCUACAUGUACUUUUGCAUUUAAUGAUGAACAAAUAAAAAGUUUAGUAUAAGAAAAGAUAUAUGAAAAAUAUAAGAGAUUCUAUAACAGAUAAGUAAUUAGUUAGAACAAAAAUGUUAGAUGGUGUCCAAAACCAGUAAUAUAUAUUUUUAUUAUUAUAAGGAUUGUGAAAAUUAUGUAAUAGGUAAUGGAAAUGAUUUACUUUUUUGUAUAUGUGGAUAAUCUAUUUGUUUUUAAUGUGGGAAUUAAUAUCAUAAAGGAAUGGAUUGUAUUUAAGCAAUGGAUGCUUAAUAUUUGUAAGCAAGAAAAGAUAAUCUAAUAUUUGAUUGUCCUAGUUGUAAAGCUCCAAUCCAAAAAAAAGGAGGAUGCAAUCAUAUGACUUGUUACAAAUGCAAAUAUUAAUUUUGUUGGCUAUGCAGAGGAAAAUAUUCAUCUUAUCACUAUGUAAUUUUUAACAUAUUUGGAUGUGUCUGUAUCUAAUCAUUUCAAUCAUAGUUCCUGGAGGAUAAGGAUCCAAUUUGUAACCAUUUAAGAAUCCAAUGAUGUUAAGAGUUAUGAUGAUCAUACCAAAAAUAUUACUUACACUUAUCCUCAUUUCAGUAUUAUUAGCUUUAUUACCAUUCUUCCUAUUGUACUUAAUUGUUGCAGCUCCUUAUGAGCUCUCAAGAAGAGUAUGUGGAUUUAGAUUAAGAAGAUAUAGAUUAUGUGGUAAAAUAGGUUUUGGAAUCCUAUACUUCUUUUUGGGAUUAUUAUUAUCCCCUUUGACAGUUGCCAUUGCUAUAUUGGUUAGUCCAUGUUUUUUGAUAUUUUAUUUGUUGGAUAAUAUCUGA